Messenger RNA from Hydra vulgaris (swiftwater hydra), 7033 nucleotides. RefSeq names its product meiosis regulator and mRNA stability factor 1. Gene Ontology annotation, cellular component: cytoplasm; peroxisome. Gene Ontology annotation, molecular function: metal ion binding; CCR4-NOT complex binding; RNA binding. Gene Ontology annotation, biological process: regulation of gene expression. The record is from RefSeq and is a predicted model, not a curated record. NCBI's taxonomy places the organism in Eukaryota, Metazoa, Cnidaria, Hydrozoa, Anthoathecata, Hydridae.
GAAGGAAUCAUUAUUUUCCCCUUAAGGAAUCACUUUUAUUAAAUAAGAUACUUUUGUUGUGCCAGUAUAGUCUAAAGACUUAAGUCAAUAAACUUUGGUACCAGUUCGAUAAAUCAGGAAUCUAUUGCACGGCUUCCGUAAAUACUUUGUUAUGAAAUUUACGACAACGAUUUGCUGUGAAUUAAAUUUUAUUAGAAGUCUAUAGUUUUUUCAUAAAUUAAUUUAAACGUGACGACGAUAGGAAGUUAAAUGGAAUCUCGAGAGAAAGGAACUUCUUUUCCAGUCUGGAUUGGGUCUCUUGCAGAAUCUGUUAACGAACAAGUAUUAAUGAUGCAUUUUAACAAGUUUGGCCCCAUUCGAGGUAUAAGCAUUGUAAGAGAUCUAGUUACUAGGAAAUCAAAACAGUUUGGUUAUGUAAAUUACAGUAACCUAGAAGUAGCAGAGCGAGCAGCUGAUCAAAUGAAUAAUGUUGAAAUAUGUGGAAAGAAAAUAAAAACAAAAGGUCCCCACGAUCAACCAAUCAAAUCAUCUAUUUCAUCAGAAAGAAAAUUAGAAAUUAUAAACUUAACAGACUGCUACUAUUUUACCCAAUUUGGUAAAUGUGAAGUGAACACAGGAAAGACCUGUCAGUAUCGUCACUUUGAUUUAUUACAAAAAACAAAAGAAGUUUGCCCUAAUUGGGGUAACAAAAGUUGCACUAAUCUGAAAUGUCCUAAAUUGCACCCUAGUCAAAGGCAGUAUAAAGAAAACAGUAAUAAUUCUGAAAUGGUUUUGGAACGUUGUAAAUCUCACAAUGCAUUUAAAUGCUAUGGUCAGUGUGGCAAAACUGAUUGUGAUAUUCAUUUUAAUGAUGAGCGAAAACUCUACGAUCAUAUAACCGAGGGAAAAAGCUCGUUAUUACCCUGCAAAAUAUGUAACGCUGUUUUCUUCAAUAAAGAUGAAAUGGAGAGACAUUCUCAUCCUGAAUAUUCAACAAAAUAUGGUUCUACAGCCAAACUGAAUUCUAUUAAUACUCCUGCUCCUCAUAGUGGCAUCAAUGUUGUGCCAAUAGGUGUUUUUUGGGAUAUAGAAAACUGCCAAGUUCCAAAAAAUAAAUCUGCACUAGCAAUUGUUAAAAAAUUGCGGGAUCGGUUUUAUCCUGGCCGCAAAGAAGCAGAGUUUAUUUGUGUUUGUGACACUAAAAAAGAAAAAGAGGAUGUUCUCGAAGAUCUAAAUAAAGCACAAGUAAAUGUUAUUCACAUAAAUGCAUCCUCUAAAAAUGCAGCAGAUGACAAGUUAAAGCAACAAUUAAGGCGAUUUGCACAAUCUUAUCCAUCUCCUGCAACAGUUUUACUUGUAUCUGGAGAUAUCAAUUUUGUUGCUGAUUUAUCAGAUUUGCGUUAUCGUCAUAACUUGCAUAUUAUAUUACUUCAUAAUAAACAAGCUUCACAAGCACUUCUCCAGUGUGCACAUGAGAGUGAAUGUUUUGAUAUAUUUACAGAUAGUAUUUUGCCACAUUCUCCAAUGUUAAUGACAAGCGAAACAAAAGAGUCGAAUCAACUUGCUGUAUUCAAUAUUCCUCACUGUAAAAAUAUAUCCACUGAACGCAUAACACAACGGUUAAACUUACUUUCACAAAAUACAGGAGGAAAAGUGAUUAAAGUCAAAGCUUUUAAAAGUCCUAGCAAUAAUAAAGCUAUAAUUAGUUUUCCGAAUGUUGAUUGUGCUCGCCGAGCACUACAACGAAUUAAUGGCGAAAAUAUUUUUGGUUACACUAUUAAUGUAUCUUUCCAUUUUGAAAAGAACAAGAAAAUUAAGAACAACGAAAAAAAAAUUCAAGCUGAACAACCUAGAGAACAUGAAGAUAUUGAAAAUAAAACAAGAAACAAUUCAGCCAGUGGUGUUUACACCAAUUUAAAAAAGUUUUCAUCUGCAUCUACUCCUAUUUUAAAUAGUGUUCAUGGAAACUCUCGUAGAAAAAAAGGUAUAAACAAACAAAAUGCUAAUCAAAACAAAGUUUUAAAUGAAGAAAUUGCAUUUAAAAGUAACCAAAAUGUUGUGAAAUUUAUGCCACCUCUAAUAGAAAAUAGCAAACAAAAUGAUGUCAAUCACACACCAUUUAUUAUUCCUCCAUUAAUGGAAGUAUUCCCAUUUGGAAUGCCGAGUUUAUGUAAUGUAAAUCCAGUGUUGCCUAAUGGUUUAAUAAAACCUCCUUUUAAUAAAACAGAAAUAUUUAAUGGCAUUACCAUUCAAGUUUCAAACUUAGAUAAGUCUAAAGAUUUUAAGGAGAUCAAAAGUGGUCUAGAUUUUUUAUUCCGAAAGUAUUCAAAGGUGUUGCAUAUAUCUCAAGGUCAAACUUUUAGUAAAACAUUAAAUGCACUUGUCACAGUAGCAAAUAUGCAGGAUGCUCAACUUUGUAUUUCAAAGUUAGAUAACUGUUUGUUGUUUAAUCGUCCAAUAAAAUUAUCACAAUUAAACAAGGAUAAUAUUGGUUUGGUUAAAAUGAAAGAAAAUGUAGAAGCUAUUUUAUGUGAAACAUUUUCUGGGUGGCUUCCAUUACAAGACUUUCUUCUAAAGUACAAAGUUAAACAUGAACAGCCAUUUCAUGUCUUAAACUUUGAGCAUAUGAAAGACUUAAUUUAUAUUGAUGGGAAGCCUGGUUAUCAAUUUAUAUGCCUACUUUCAUUUCGUGUUGGUUUAACAUUAAAACUUGAUAUUGAGUUUCAAGGAAAACUUGAAGGUGUUUUGCUGUCUCACAAUCGCAAAGUUCCAUUAGCAAGUCUUCCAGGUCUUUAUUGGAGCUAUCAGCAAAACCUCCUUCCAUUGGGUAAAGGAGGAAUUCCAUUAAAUCAUGUUUUGAGUAAAAAUAUCACUCUUGUUGGUUUGCCAGGAUCACAAGCAGUUUUUCAUAAAAAGUUACCUUCAGUGAAUGGUUACUCUUUAUCAAGUUUUCAGUCAGAAAUUAUUUUGUUGUUAAAAAUGUCUCCAAAAUUUGAAAUUCCUUGGAAUCGUUUCUGUCUUCACUAUAACCUAUUUUUUGGUCGUGAGCUGUGCUUUCAAGAUUUUAAAUGUAAUGAUCUUGAAGAAUUGAUUAGUAAAGUUUCUGAAAUAGUGAAGGUUGAUAUUCAAAACAAUAAUAGAGUGGUGACUUUUACUAGAAACUUCACAGUACAAAUUUUAAAUGAAGAAUUAGAUUCACUAAUAAUGUCAUGCAAUAGACAUAAACUUCCUGUUACUAGUCUUUUUACUACAUAUUAUCGCUUUUUUGGACAUAAAUUUGUGCUUGCUAAUUAUGGUUUUAACUCGCUUCAAUCGCUGCUCUCUUCUCUUCAACACCCUUUUAAAGUGUUUAGAGUAAGUGAUAAGCAAAUUCUUACUAAAGUUCAAGCAGGAGUUAAAAAGAGUUCUCAAUCAAUUAAAGAAUUUGCUGAAGAGAUUAUCUCUAUUAUAAAGGAAUUACCUGAGAAGAGGGUAGCCAUUAAUAUUCUGUCAUCUGAAUAUCGUAAAAAGUAUGGUCGCCAACUCAAACUAAACAAACUUGGAUUCAGUACGUUUAAUGACCUUGUUGGUGCAUUAUCUGGAUUGGUUAAGGUUGAAGUUGUUGAUGAAACAAAAUAUUUAUCAUUGCUAGAAAACAUUGAGCAUCCUGCAUUAUGGCAUGAAAUUACACUUGUUAUCAAAAAAAUGCCAUAUUUGACCAUUAUGGCUUUGCAUUUGCCAAAUUAUUACACAGAGAUGUUUAGAAAACCGUUUCCCUUAGUAAACUUGAAAACAACCACUUUUUUUGAUAUUAUUCCUCCUACAUUUCUUAGCAUUGGGGCUGGAUCUAAUAGAAUACUUAUGAGUAAAGAAAGUUGUCCAUGUAUAUUACGUUCUAUUUUGCUGGAAAACUUCUUAUAUUCUUGUGAAGAGUUUACAUCGAAUUCUUUGGAAAUUUCAAAUAUUUUUAAAAAAUUUGGUAAUAUAUUGAAACCAGAAGAAGUUAAGGAUAUAUUUGGAUUAUGCAGACAUCCAUCAUUUAAGGUAGUUAACAAUGGCAUUACUUUGGCGCAGUCAGCUGCUUGCAAGAUGUUUGAGCAUGACAUCAUUAGCUUAUUACAUGAGGAGCCAGAGCUAAAUUUAAAACUGAAGGAUAUCAUAGGGAAAUAUCAAAAAAAGUUUGGCAAAACUUUGAAAGUUACUGAUUUUGGAUAUACUACUUUGCAUGCCUUAUGUGCAAAUCUCACUGGAGGGAUUGUUGUGGUGAAGAGAGUUAAUGAAAAUGAUAAUGAAAACUUGGUUGAGCUUGGUCCACUAGGGAAGAUUUACUUCAAAUGCAAAAGUGUUGUUGAUUUUCAUCAUGGAACUCUGAUGCUUUGUAACUUUGCCACAGAAUAUCAUAAAAUGCAUGGCACACAAAUUAAACUGGCAGAUUAUGGGUUCAACAAAAUAUUGGACCUAAUAAAUUGUUUUCAUAAAAUAUUUUUAGUUCACACUGAAAAAAAUAUGAAGUUAAUAAUUUCAAUUGAGCACCUGAACAAUUCAAGUGGGUUUAAUCAAGAUUUUGACAUUAGACAUGACUUGCAAUUAGAUCAACUCAAAUUUGAUGUCAAUUCUGAAGAAUCAGAUGAAGAUAAUGCGGAUCUUCUGGAGUUUGAUGACGAUGGCAAGGAUGAUGUUUUAUCAGAUCUAAUGGAGAAAGAACUUGCUAAUCCAUUGGAGUGGUGGAUGGAACCCAAUCCGAAUCUCUCAGAUUCAGUUCUUGAACCUGAGCUCAGUCAAAACGUUGUAUACGAUUUGAUUUCUUUUACAGAAUUCGAAGACAAUCAAAACAUUGAUAAUGGUGGUUCAGAUGAUUUUGGAAAAGUUAAUUCAGUUAAGCCUUUGCAUUCUCACCAAGUAAACGAUUUGGCAGAAGUCUUUUCUUAUGAAACACCCAUUGAAAAAGUUGCAAACAACUUUGUUGAAAGUGAGAGUUGUCAAUCUUUUAAUCGUUACUCUUGUUUUCCAAGUUCUACGAGUGUUGCUGAAGGAUUGCAAAAGACCCCAAAUUCAAAUGGAAUAAAUACGUCUGAUAAGAUCUCUGUGCGUCCAAAACUUGCUGCUAAUUUUUCUAAAAAUUAAAUAUUUUUGUGUUUUUGGUCUUUUCUUUGUUAACUCUUAAAUGGUUUAUUUUUGUUCGCAUUUGAUCCUUUGAUCCAUUUAUUUUCGUUCGCAUUUCAUUAAGUUUUUCCUUAUGAUCAUAUUUUAUUUUCAGUGUAGUGAAUUCAGAAGAAACAUAGAAGAAAACAAGUAUGUUUUCUUCUAUAUUUUCCAGACACAAACGAGAUGUUGUCUAAAUGCAAAUGAAUCAUGUAUAUUGACCAGAGACACGUGAAAUGUCUAAAUGCAAAUGAAUUGUGUAUAUUGACCUGACGCAUAUAAGAUGUUGUUAUACACUUUUUAUUCUUUUUUCUUUUAUUAUAGAUAAAGGAUAUUAUUAGAAUAAAAUGAAAUUAAAAUCUUAUUUUGUAUUAAGAUUUUAUUUCGAAUGCAGAAGUAGUUGUAUACAUAUUGCAUGAUUUUCAGAAACAGGCAAAUAUUUAGUACUUGUAACCAUCGUUACAGAAACAAAAAUGUGUUUGUUAUAAUUACUGUAUGCGCAUGCGUUUCUUUAUGGUAAUUGAAAUCAGCUUUUUGUGGUUGUUAUUACCGACUUAUAUGCAUUUUCAUGUUUACUGAUUCAUGAGUAUAUAUAUUUGCCUUGAUUCCAGAAAGUGAUAUGUUUUUCAUAAAGAAUGAAAUACUGUGUAUUUUUCCUGUACAGAGACACUGUACUUUUCGUUAUUUUCAAAAACAAGACAAAAAGUAUAUUUUUUAUGAUUUUUGAAACGUGCAUGUGUAUUUUUUAUUCUUACAGUGAGAGGCGUAUAUAUAUUUUUUGAUUGUAUGUGCAGUACGUAUAUAGAAUUACAUAAUUCGAUUAAUAUAUAGAUAUAUAGAUGCACAAACAACAUUACGUCAUAAAUAUACAUGUCUUUUUUUUCAUGCACGCAUUAGGUCAUAUGCAUGCUUUUCUUAUUCAUAACUCAUAAGUAUACGUUAUACGUAUACAGGUAAUAUGCGUCAAGCAUAAAGUGUUGUACAUAUACAUAUGUCGUAUGCAUCGGACUUAAAUGUAUACACAUGUCGUGUGCAUCAGGCUUUAACGUAUACAUACGUCGGGUGCAUCAGGCUUUAACGUAUACGAUUUAUAGAGGUGUAGUAUUGAUCGUGUGUAAUAUUGAAUGGAUAAGUUUUUAUAAUACAUCGUAUGUAUCAUCACAAUCGUAUUAUCACAAAUACGUCUUGUUAUGGAUUCUGUUCACUGCUUGUUUGCAUAUUUUUUAUUUUAUAAAAGAUAAAUGUAAAGUGUAUUUUUUUGGUUUGUGAAUUAUUUUUUACAUUUUUUUUUUAUUUUGUUUUGUUACACUAUAAUAUUAUAUACAAUAUAUUAUAAUUUGUACAAGAAAUUGAUAAUUUAAAUAUAAACUGUAAUAACAAGUAAAUCAGUACAAGGUGAUUACAAAAAAGUAUUACUCAAAAGAUGUGCGAAGCUGAAAUCAGUAAAUAGAUUUCGUUUUUUCUUUUUAAAUUUUCAUAAAAAAAAACUAACGGUUUACAAGUGUUGCUUAUACAAGUUUUUUUAUUCUUUAUUUUUAAAGAUGUCAAUCGAUAUAGUUUUUAUCGUUCGUUAAUAUUAAUAGUAUUCAAAUUGUGAUCAAAAACCUUUUAUUACCCCUAAAAUUUUGUGAAAUAAUUUAUAAUAAAUGAAAUAAAUCCCCAUAGUACAUCCUGUUUUAAUAGGCUAGUAUGGACAAUUGCAUAUCAUAUUAACGAGGCGAUUUAUCGAUCUAUAUCGGUAACUGAUUUUGUUCCACUGUUAGUUCUUUUUAAAUUCUUUUGGAGAAAUACCUUCGAGUUAAGUGCUUAUAUGUUGCGAAAGUUUACGUAAUUUUUCUCGUUCAAUUUAUUUUUUCCUGUAUGAAAGGACGAGUUUUUUUUAUAUGUUGGCAGUGUAAAUCUACUGUCGUAAAUACAAAUCUAAAAUGCUUUA